AUGGCCUGCGAGGGCUUUACUUACCAACAACAACAGUCGUGGACGGUCGGUCUCGCUGCGUGCAAGUUUUCUACUCGGUCCCUAUGCCUGUGCACCGCCAGGUUCAUCUCAGUCUAUCCGGUCACUGGAUUCGCGACAGGCUCUGUUGACCGGCUUCCCAAGGUUGCACGGAUGUCAAAGGAUACCCAUCUCCAGAAACCUGAAGUUGUCUUCGGAACGAGUAGCACGGCAACGGAAGCUGCACCAGUCAACCCGCAGAAGUAUUCUCUUACUUCCUGCCGGCCGAUUGUUUGGGUCCGUAUCUAG
Messenger RNA from Puccinia triticina, 306 nucleotides. RefSeq lists its product as uncharacterized. Bases 1 to 306 code for a protein of 101 amino acids. The record is from RefSeq and is a predicted model, not a curated record. NCBI's taxonomy places the organism in Eukaryota, Fungi, Basidiomycota, Pucciniomycetes, Pucciniales, Pucciniaceae. The transcript is spliced from 2 exons.